This is a messenger RNA of Elephantulus edwardii (Cape elephant shrew), 1299 nucleotides long. RefSeq names its product golgi reassembly stacking protein 1, 65kDa (gene GORASP1). The record is from RefSeq and is a predicted model, not a curated record. Gene Ontology annotation, cellular component: Golgi apparatus. Lineage: Eukaryota; Metazoa; Chordata; Mammalia; Macroscelidea; Macroscelididae. The transcript is spliced from 9 exons. The coding region runs from base 1 to 1299 and encodes 432 amino acids. Gene Ontology annotation, biological process: Golgi organization. Gene Ontology annotation, molecular function: protein binding.
AUGGGCCUGGGGGCCAGCGUGGAGGAGCCCGCGGGCGGCUCCGAGGGCUUCCACCUGCACGGCGUGCAGGAGAACUCCCCAGCUCAGCAGGCUGGCCUGGAGCCCUACUUUGACUUCAUCCUGACCAUCGGACACCUGAGGCUGAACAGGGAGAACGACACACUGAGGACGCUGCUGAAGGCUAAUCUGGAGAAGCCGGUGAAGCUUGAGGUGUUCAGCAUGAAGACCAGGAAGGUGCGCGAGGUGGUGGUGGUGCCCAGCAACAUGUGGGGCGGCCAAGGCCUGCUGGGUGCCAGCGUGCGCUUCUGCAGCUUCCGCAGGGCCAGCGAGCAGGUGUGGCACGUGCUGGACGUGGAACCGUCUUCGCCUGCUGCCCGUGCAGGCCUGCGCCCUUACACAGACUACGUGGUUGGCUCGGACCAGCUCCUCCAGGAGUCUGAGGACUUCUUUACGCUCAUCGAGUCCCACCAGGGGCAGCCCGUGAAGCUGAUGGUUUACAACUCAGAGCUGGACUUCUGCCGGGAGGUGACUGUAAUUCCCAAUGCGGCCUGGGGUGGAGAAGGCAGUUUAGGAUGUGAUGUUGGCUAUGGUUAUCUGCACCGAAUCCCAGUCCGGUCUCCCGGCUACGACAGGAAGUCACCUAGUUCCCCACCACCUGGACCUCCCCCUCAGGACUCGCCUGGCCCUUCUGCCCCGGAAAUCCGCUCCAGCCAAGAUGACUAUGUGGAGGCCCUGCUGCAGGCUCCCGACUCCUCCACGGAGACCCAGCUGUCACCACCUGUGACUCCCAGCCCCGGAGCCACAGACCUAGAGGGACUGCCACGUUCCAUGGAGACGUCUCUUCGGUCCCCUCCUCCUUUGCAGCGAGUCAUGGACCCAGGCUUCCUGGACGUGUCAGGCAUCUCCCUCUUGGACAGCAGCAAUGCUGGCCUCUGGCCUGGCAUAGCCUCUCCCACGCUGCCCACCUCCGCUCCGCCGACCUCUGCAGCUGUCUCGGCCUCAGGAGUGGAGGAUGUCUCCAGCAACGGAUCUCAGGAUCGGGGUGGUGAGGCCACAUGGUCUGGAUCAGAGUUUGAAGUCGCCUUCCUGGACAUCCCAGGCCCCCAGGCCCAGCAGGACCACCUGCCUCAGCUGACUCUUCCCGACAGCCUUACUUCCACGGCUUCACCAGAAGAUGGACUGUCUGCCGAACUGCUCGAAGCUCAGGCUGAAGACGAGCCGGUCAGCACAGAGGGACCGGACUGUGGGACGGAGGCCCAAGGGCCUGCUGGCCAGACUGAGACCCCUGCCGCAGAGUAA